UUCAUGACCCGAUGGGGCAGCAGCCAGACAAAUUUUGAAGAGCAGAAAGUCAAACAUACCUUUUUGAACAUGUGCACUGAAAAAGUUCUGCGCGGGAUGGGCUACAAAUUGGGGGUGACAAUCGGCGAGGGAAGCUACUCCAAAGUCAAACUGGCAAGCUCCCAGAAACACAAUUCUGAGGUCGCCAUAAAAAUUGUGGACCGCAAAAAGGCUCCUCACGACUUUGUCCACAAGUUUCUACCCAGGGAGCUGACACUUCUGAGGGAAGUGAGACAUGACAAUAUUGUCCAUGUGCAUGAAUUCAUCGAGGUUUGCAACGGCCGACUAUACAUCGUGAUGGAAGCGGCAACAACGGACCUUCUCCAAAAAAUCCAAGAGGUAAAUUCCAUCCCCAUUGUCCAAGCCAAGACCAUGUUCUCCCAGAUUGUCAGUGCUGUGAACUAUCUCCAUCAACACAACAUCGUCCACCGAGACAUGAAAUGUGAGAAUGUACUGCUGACUAGGGACAACCAAGUCAAGAUCACGGACUUUGGUUUUGGGAGGUUUGCCAUGGGCUAUCCUGAGCUGAGCAGCACUUACUGUGGUUCCGCGGCCUACGCCGCACCCGAAGUACUGCUUGGAGUUCCAUACGACCCCAAGAAAUAUGACGUGUGGAGCCUGGGUGUGAUUCUGUAUGUCAUGGUCACUGGGUGCAUGCCUUACGACGAUUCCAAUGUCCGCAAACUCCCUCGCGCUCAGCGCAUGGCCUUGGUCUACCUGGAUGACAUCACCGUGGAAGAGCCAUGCCAGCUGUUCAUUGCCUAUCUGUUGCAGUUCAGCCCUUCUUCCCGCCCGACAAUCCAACAGGUGGCAGAGCAGUCUUGGUUGCAAUAGGCAAGGAUGUGCAUGAUUAAAUCAUGUGUACCCUAAUUGGAAAUCCGACCACUUUCAUUUGUUAAUUUAGGUUAAUGAUAGCUAUUAGCUGCUGGACAUAUUGUAGGUCUAUUAAUGUGCUAAUUUAUUCAGAUGUAUUCAUGAAGUUAUUUUGUCUUUUGUACAAUAUAAAGCUAUAAGUAGACUGUUGGGAGACAAAAAAAAGCUACAACCAAAAAGUAAAACAUUCAAUAAUUUGUUGGACUGUAGGCCUGGCUACCUUGCAUAGUCUACUUUUCUCUUCCGUUCGUAAUGAAACACAUGGAGCGAACAUUUUUCACUGAACCUACCAACUGACCUGUUGAAACAGAUGAGUCGUAUACCAUUGUAACAAUAUCUGAAGCUUCGUUUACACCUGUAAAUCAGAAGGAUUUGACAGUUGAAUAUGCAACCACGCACAAAUCUACACAGGCACAGCACCUCCUCACUUUUGAAACGCUCAGCUUCAAAAUGUCAAGCAGGAAGACACAGGUAUCUUCUCUUGAACCGAAGAGAGCGCGCGGCCUGUGACCUGAACGUCAACGCAAUCAAGGGGGAAAGACACACUGCUUUGGAGAGGCAUGACCAGACAA
Messenger RNA from Salmo salar (Atlantic salmon), 1484 nucleotides. Its product is annotated as testis-specific serine/threonine-protein kinase 6-like. Gene Ontology annotation, biological process: microtubule cytoskeleton organization; intracellular signal transduction; protein phosphorylation. The record is from RefSeq and is a predicted model, not a curated record. Gene Ontology annotation, cellular component: cytoplasm. Gene Ontology annotation, molecular function: ATP binding; tau-protein kinase activity. NCBI's taxonomy places the organism in Eukaryota, Metazoa, Chordata, Actinopteri, Salmoniformes, Salmonidae.